AUGGCGCAGCCCGGGCAGAGCGCGGCCGCCGCGCUGGCCUCCAGCCUGGAGUCGGUGCUGCGGAGCCGGGGCAGCGCCAACCGCGUCUUCGAGAUCCUGGAGCUGCUGCAGGUGGACGAGGAGGACGUCAUCCUUUGUGCCAUCAGAACCUGCAGCCGGCUGUUUGGGACGCUGCUGGAGCGGGGGGAGCUGUUCGUAGGCCAGCUGCCGGAAGAAGAGACCUCUCUCGCAGAUAACUACAGUGCAGAAGACAAAUACAAAAUAUGGAUGAGGCAUCGUUAUAACAGUUGUGUCAACUGCUUGGUGGAGCUGAUGGGCCAUGAGUCUUUUCAGGUCAAGGAAUUAUCACUCGUUACCCUCAUGAAGUUUGUUGAGUUGGAAGGGAAAUACCCUUUGGUCAAAGCAGAAUGGAAAGGGAGUUUCCAUUUCCCUCGUGAGCUUUUAAAAUUAGUUGUGGAGAACUUAAUCCCUUGUGAAGAGGACUCUUCGCUCCUGAUUUCACGUUUCCAAGAAUACCUGGAGUAUGAUGACAUUCGGUACUUUGUGAUGAAGGCUGUCGCUGAAAAUAUUGGGCAAGUCAUGCAGAAGACACAAGAGGUUCCGCUUCCAGUUUACCAACAGAAUGUAUUUUCCCUCAUUUCAUCAAUUAGCAUGCCAAGCCAAGAGAGUGAGGUGGUCAGUUUCAUGGUGAAGCAAGCUAACCAGGAAGAAUGGAAGGUAUCGAACCUAAAGGAGCAUAAGCGGGCUUUUGAAAGGAUGUGGCUUGGCUUUCUUAAACACAAGCUACCCAACGGCCUUUACAAAAAGGUUCUUGUAAUUUUGCACGACUCUAUCCUGCCUCACCUGAAUGAACCCACCCUUAUGAUUGACUUCCUGACAGUCGCCUAUGACAUAGGUGGAGCAAUCAGUCUUCUAGCCUUAAAUGGGUUAUUUGUUCUGAUUCAUCAGCAUAACCUGGAAUACCCCGACUUUUACAAAAAGCUGUACAGCCUCUUAGACCCCUCCAUAUACCACGUGAAGUACCGAGCCCGGUUUUUCCAUUUAGCCGAUUUAUUUUUGUCUUCAUCGCACUUGCCAGCAUAUCUGGUGGCAGCGUUCAUAAAGCGCCUCUCUAGGUUGGCCCUCACCGCUCCGCCUCAGGCUUUGCUCAUGGUCAUUCCCUUCAUCUGCAAUCUUUUCCGGAGGCACCCAGCUUGCAAGGUUCUUGUGCACAAACCUGGCGGACCUGAAGAUCUGUCAGAAGAUCCAUACAUUAUGGACGAGGAAGAGCCAUCCGAAAGCAGGGCUUUGGAGAGCUCUCUGUGGGAGCUACAGACUCUUCAGAGCCACUAUCACCCUGAUGUGGCCCAAGCAGCUGCCGUUGUGAACCAAUCGCUGUCUGAACUAGAAGAUGAUGUAUCGGAGCUCCUGGAGCUAUCUGCCUAUGAGCUUUUUGAUAGAGAGCUAAAGAAAAAAGUCACCAGCGUGCCCCUGGAGUUUGAACAAGUGAGAGGCUUGUUUGGCAAGAAGGACGAUCUCUUUGCGGAGCAUUUUGCGCUGGAAUGAUGCUGCCUUUCUGUAAUACACGUUUCUGUAUGACUGACUCUGACUGUGGAAGACACACCCAGCUGAUCCAUGAGUAUUUCCGUUGAAGUUUGGCUGUGAAAUCCAAGUUGAUGGUUGGACUAAUUGAGAUGUUCCUGUGAUCUUCAUCCACCUCCACAAAUGGGCUGCUCCUCCUCUUCCUAACAGAUUCCUUGUUUCUCACUGGCCUCCCUUUUGCAUUUUAUCUUCACCUCCUGCCUGGGAUCAGAAAGCAUCUUUCUCUAUGGGCAGUUAUUCCAUAAUUGUUCACUGCUGGGUUCUUGCACCUUCCUAUGAAGUGUCUGGUGUGGGUUAUUGUUGAUUGGAUUCGGGGCGGGAGGGACCUGAUGUACUCUGGCAGUGCACUCCUCACAUUGGCAUCUGGGUGUGUGGAGGUGAGGGGAGUGGGAACCUUCUGAGUCCAUUAGACCUGGGUCCUGCCCGGGUUUCACUCCGGAGAUGGCCCCACUCUUGUGGUGUAGGACUUGGGCCUGCUGCAGGCGAUCUCAAUAUAUGGCUUGUAAAUUGGUGUCAGGUGAAUGACGCUACAACCAUUAUCGUCUACAUAUAUUUGACAAACUUCAGCUAGUAAGAAACUAGUUUAAUCGGAGUAGUAUUAUAAACCUUUACAGGUACUGGGUUUUGGCUCCUGCAUGCAGAGGCUGGAAGAACGGACUCGAUUUCCAAAAGCAGCUGUUCACAGAUGACACCAACUAACUCCAUCUACUAUGGUGGUGAUGGGACCAAAUUCUUGCAUACACUUCAGUCACUUGGUACAAAGUUACCUUAGCAGAACGUUAGCACAGGCUAAAUCUGUCCUGCUUUGAACAUGAGCAUACUCUUGGGGAUUACUGUGGCUAAAUUUCCGGUCAAACUGCAGUGGGAGGCCAUGUUGAUCCUGCGUAUUAUUUCCCGAGUGCUGAGAGUUGGUUAAACAUAGUUCCACUUACAACUUAGAGGAAGAGAAAUGUAGCCAGUGGAAGCCUGAAUGCCAGUCAGGAGUUAAAUAGUGUCUUUCCACUGUUUGAUGAAGCUAGAUGAAUAGUUUGGCAAAGCCCCAGACUUGGAUUUCCAGAAGUGAUACAGAAAUUUCCUUUGCUGUUGACUUGUGCUUGAAUCUUGAAAGACGUUGAGUGCGCAGCUGGAGAUCCAGUUACGUGCAUGCUUAAGUUAAGCAUGUGAGUAGUCUCUUUGAAAUCAAUGGGAUCCAACGGUCUUAA
Gopherus flavomarginatus (Mexican gopher tortoise) is the source of this 2783-nucleotide messenger RNA. RefSeq names its product nucleolar complex associated 4 homolog (gene NOC4L). The coding region runs from base 1 to 1545 and encodes 514 amino acids. NCBI's taxonomy places the organism in Eukaryota, Metazoa, Chordata, Testudines, Testudinidae. Gene Ontology annotation, biological process: ribosome biogenesis. The transcript has 15 exons. Gene Ontology annotation, cellular component: nucleolus; Noc4p-Nop14p complex; small-subunit processome. The record is from RefSeq and is a predicted model, not a curated record.